Messenger RNA from Arachis ipaensis, 1080 nucleotides. The record is from RefSeq and is a predicted model, not a curated record. Lineage: Eukaryota; Viridiplantae; Streptophyta; Magnoliopsida; Fabales; Fabaceae.
AUGACCGAAGCCCCAACGUACAAGAGUUAUGUACGGGAUGUGGAAGUAAACUUUACUCCAAAGACCAUUAUGAAGGUCUUAGGACUACGGGCAGCACAUUUUGAUGAGCCAGAGUACCAAGAAAGAGUGAAUGAGAAUCCAGAUUAUGAUGAAAUCUCUAGUGAUAUCUGUGUGGUGAACACUGACUGGGAGAGAGACAAUCAAAGAGGACACAAGUUCCUGAAAAGGGGAGAUCUCAUCCCUGAAGCAAAAGGUUGGUAUGAGCUUAUAAAGAGAUCAAUUUUGGGCACGGUGAACACCUCAGAAGUUAACAAGAAAAGGGCUGUAAUACUACACUGUAUAAUGGUGGGAGGAGAGAUAAAAGUUCAUGAGAUCAUUGCAAAUGACAUUCAAAAGGUUGCAGAGAAAAAUUCUGCUGAAGCCUGGCUCCAUUACCCAAGCACCAUUAUGAGGUUAUGCAUGAAGGCCAGAGUGCCACUGGAGGAUGCAAAUCCAACAUGGCUACAUCUAGGCUUGCCUAUGACCCUCGAAAGGAUGAUGAAUGUCACAGAGGCACAACAAAGUCGAAGACCACAAAGGAGGCGAAGGAGAGAAGAACCACGUGAGGAAGAAGAUCAUCAAGAAGAACAAGAAGAAGAGCAACAAUUCCAACCACAAACCAACAUGGACAUGGGCAGGAUGCAAGAAGAAUUCCAUUCACAAUACAUGAGAGCUUAUGAGAGACAAGAGGAGUUUCAGCUAAGAAUGAUGAGCCAACAGAGAGAUUUUGAGUCAAGAUCACUAGUUAUGCAAAGAGAACAAGCUUCACAAUUUCAAGGAGCUUUCAACCAGUUGGCCCAACUUCAAGUUGAUAAUAUGAGUGCUUUCAAGGAGUUCACGACUCUUCAGGAUGCAAGAUAUGGAGUUCAAUCUGACUAUAACAUAAAUGGUCAAAUCAAGCUCAACUACAUUGCGGAACAUCUACAUAGAAUGGAUCCAGCAUUUCCAAUCUAUGAUCAAUACUUCAAGGAAAGGAGUGACAUAGAAGUAGACAAAGCAAUACGCCUGAUGGGGGGUGGAAAUCGGAUUUCACACACAUAA